GCACGAACACCAUCUCAUCGCUCUUGCCAUGUUGUAGGAGAGGGUGCAAAAACAUGCUGUAAUUGCAAGGAAGCUCUUUUUCCUUGUUCAAUUUUGGGAAGGUUUUUUUCACUAGAAUUUUGUCAGUGAUGAUGGGUAAUACUUUUAUUGCAGCUGUAUUAUGGAAGAAUUGGGAGCCUGGGCACCUCUGGUGUAGUGGGCACCAGACUGGCUUUGUUGCUCUGAGGUGUCAGGCAGCUGCUGAUGGCACGGCUCGCUUGUGAGCCACGUUCACUCACCUAGCAGAAAACCCACUCCUCCGUCAUUUUCUCUUGGCUUUGGUGCUGGCUGUGGGACUUUCAUCCUUGAGGGAUGAAGCUGUGUUCAGGCUAUGGGCAGGGAGGUGUCCUGACUUGCAUUGGCAGAAGGAGCAAAGCAUCUGCAGAACAUUGUUGAUAUGCCUUAAAGUACAUCUUAUAAAACCCAGGCUGUAAUAGGAGCACUGCCCUGUGGCCUGGCUUGGAUUUGUUCUUGUUAUGUGGUGAGGUGUAGGGACUUGGAAGCACAUCCAUCCCCCCAGAGAUGUGUCUAGCGAUUAAGUGAAUGGAUGUUUAAUUUCAGGCUUACUGUAGAAGAAAUCCUUUCAGAGCGUGAGGCCUCUGAAUGCUGGGCUGAUGGCCCUGGGUGAAACUUUAAUGUCAAGGGAGUGCUUCAGAGCAAAUGAAAACUACUGCGGUGGCAGAAAUCAGUACAGCUAUUGUAUCAUCUCUGCAGCAGUACUUGGAAGACAGUUAGCAGUCCUUUGGAAUGUCUCUGAGAUAAACAAUAAGCAAGUAUGUCACGUGUCAAACUGCAGAGCUUUGGGCAUCUUCUGUUUCAGACACUGAACAAAUUGUUUUCCUUCUGUCCCAUGAACUGCAAAUGGAAUCAGCUGCUUGAAGAAAACUGUUGCUGCUUUGCUGAUGACUUGGUGGAGAGCUGCUCACCUGGGUUGUGUGUGUGGUCCUUAACCAAGUCGAUUAGCACCCAGCUGGAGGGAGACAGGAGGCAGAACCUGGUGGAUGACCUUCUCACACGGCAGAAGCAACUUCAGGCGUCUUACAAGAACGAGGGCCCAGAGCCAGAUGCGGUCAGAUCUAGCCUAAUGGCGGGAGGUGUCAAACGAGGAGUGAGCAACCCAUGGCUCCUGGAGGAGUCUGAGGAAACCAGGGGGCUCGGCUUCGAUGACAUCAGGCAGCAGCAGCGGAGGAUCAUAGAAGAGCAAGAUGCUGGACUUGAUGCUCUUUCUUCAAUCAUAUCCCGGCAAAAGCAAAUGGGACAGGAAAUUGGGAAUGAGCUGGACGAGCAGAACGAGAUCAUUGACGACCUCACGAACCUGGUGGAGAACACGGACGGCAAGCUUCGCACUCAGACGCGGCACGUGAAGAUGGUGGACAAAAAGUCAGCGUCCUGCGGGAUGCUGGUGGUGAUCGUGCUGCUGCUCAUUGCCAUCGCUGUGGUCGCCGUCUGGCCGACGAAGUAGCGGGGGGCCGGUGGAGCCGCAGCUGAGCCCUGCACAGAGCCUGGUGCUGCACAGAGCCCCGAGCAGCCCCGCAGCUCAGCAUGAAGCCACGGCCAGCAGACCUUGUCCCUCCGCUGGGUGCGUGGCUGAGGACGCUCUCCUUGCCUGGCUUUCUCGCGGUGGGAGGACGUGGCCGUGCACCGGGCGCUUCCCCGAGCAGCUCCUCCGCCAGCGCUGACGCCGUGCUCCCCGCUGCCCAUGGGCAGCCCCGCCGUGCCGUGCCCGGGCUCCGUGCGCCCAUCCCGGGGCUGAGAUCUGCCUCCUCCUUUUAUAACUUUAAACUGAAGGGAAGGAUGACUUGUUUAAAGCGAUACCGAGCACGCGCUCGCGGCCAAAAAAAAAAAAGAAAUAAAAUGGUUAUUUUGUUAUCUUUGCCGAUUCGAUUUCAGGCUUGGUAGAGCAAGCAAUAACCACGGAAUAAAGCCGGCCCGUUUCUACUGC
Numida meleagris (helmeted guineafowl) is the source of this 1981-nucleotide messenger RNA. It is a transcript of the gene STX8, whose product is annotated as syntaxin 8. Gene Ontology annotation, cellular component: SNARE complex; endomembrane system. The record is from RefSeq and is a predicted model, not a curated record. The transcript is spliced from 6 exons. Gene Ontology annotation, molecular function: SNAP receptor activity; SNARE binding. Lineage: Eukaryota; Metazoa; Chordata; Aves; Galliformes; Numididae. The coding region runs from base 815 to 1501 and encodes 228 amino acids. Gene Ontology annotation, biological process: intracellular protein transport; vesicle fusion.